Molecule: messenger RNA, 2742 nt
Organism: Quercus robur (English oak)
Lineage: Eukaryota; Viridiplantae; Streptophyta; Magnoliopsida; Fagales; Fagaceae
Exons: 4
Coding region: 1-2742 (913 amino acids)
Molecular function (GO): RNA-DNA hybrid ribonuclease activity; nucleic acid binding
Source: RefSeq, a predicted model, not a curated record
AUGGUAUUGGAGAGACUUAAUCGUGCUCUUGCUACUCAUUCAUGGCUUGCUCUGAAUCCAGCAACUAGAGUUCAAUGCAUUCAAUCCAAUGUUUCUGAUCAUUACCCCAUUAUUAUUAAUCUUGAAGGGGUUGCAGAUAGACCUUGCAAACCCUUUAGGUUUGAACACAUGUGGUUGAAAGAAAGUGGAUGUGGUGAUACCAUGAAGGAAGCGUGGCUGUCUCCUUCCCCUGUUUCAAGCUCUCCGUUGAUGCAUGAAAAAAUAAAGCUUUGUGGUAUUAAGCUUAUAGAGUGGAGCAAGAGAUCCUUUGGCAGCGUGAGGAAGCAAUUGGAGGAAAAAUCAAAACUUCUGGAAAAGGCUGAAUUUGCAGCGGCAAGGGGGGCAGACUAUGAGCCAGUGAGAUUACUAAAAAUGGAGGUCAAUGAAUUGCUGGACAAAGAGAGCUUAAUGUGGCAGCAGAGGGCUAGAGCUUUGCAUCUUAAGUGCGGUGAUCAAAACACACAGUUUUUCCACAACAAAGCUUCUCAGAGAUUUCGACGCAAUAGGAUUGUGGGUUUAUUGGAUGAUUCUAACUCAUGGUGCAUAGAUACUACGCAGGUGGCUAACAUUAUAGUUGGGUUUUAUUCGAGGUUGUUCACAUCUGAGAGACCAUCCACUGCCCAAGGUAUUUUGGAAGUGAUACAACCAAUAGUCACUAAAGAGAUGAACACCAACCUAACUAGAGAUUUUACUAAACAAGAGGUUGAUCUUGCAUUGAAGGAGAUGGUCCCACUUAAGGCUCUGGGACCCAAUGACAAUAUCCUCAUGGCAUUUGAAACUUUACAUUACAUAAAAACUCAGCAAACUGGUUCCACAAGUUUUAUGGCUCUCAAACUCGACAUGAGUAAGGCGUAUGACCGAGUUGAAUGGUCUUUUCUGGAUUGCUUGUUGAGAAAGUUGGGUUUUCAUAACCGUUGGGUUGAUCUUAUGAUGGAGUGUAUUACUACUGUCUCUUACUCCAUUCUGAUUAAUGGGGAGCCUUCACAAACCAUCUAUCCUAGUAGAGGAUUGCGACAAGGGGAUCCUAUCUCUCCAUACCUAUUCCUCCUAGUUACAGAGGGUUUACAUGGCCUAAUUUCCAAAGCAGCCACUUCUAGUGAUAUUAGAGGUAUAUCUAUUUGCAGGAAUGGACCUCUCUUAACCCACUUAUUUUUUGCAGAUGAUAGCCUGCUUUUCUGUAGAGCUUCUAUACAGGAAUGCAAUCACAUACAAACCCUUCUUGCUACUUAUGAACAAGCUUUUGGGCAACAGCUGAAUCGGGAGAAAACAACAUUGUUCUUCAGUAAAAAUACGGGCAUUGAGGUCCAAGAAUCUAUCAAAGAUUUGCUGGGGGUUCCGGAGAUUAAGCAGUAUGAGAAAUACUUAGGCUUACCAUCUUUUGUGGGCAAGCGAAAGAAAGCAAGCUUGGCUUACAUUAAAGAUCGGAUUUGGUCUAAGCUCCAAGGGUGGAAAGAGAAGCUCCUCUCCCAAGCUGGUAGAGAAGUCCUUCUAAAGGCAGUGAUACAAGCAAUCCCAACCUACUCUAUGAGUUGUUUUAAACUCCCCAUUUCACUUUGCCAAGAGAUUGAGAUUAUGAUUCGACAAUUUUGGUGGGGACAGCGUGGUACUAGAAGACAUAUUCAUUGGGUAAAAUGGCGCACUUUGUGUAGGCCAAAAGCUUCUGGAGAUAGGAGCUGGAAUGUGGCAAAGAUUGACAGAGUGUUCUUACCUGAUGAGGCAGCAACCAUCAAGGCCAUCCCACUUAGUUUGUUUGCUCAGAAGGACCUCCCUUUUUGGCCAUUUUCCCGUGAUGGAAUGUUCUCUGUUAAGUCUAGUUACCACCGUUUAAUGGAGCUUGAGGAUGCAAAGCUGAAUGGUACGGCGCACACUGGGACUGCAUCUCCGGUUUGGAAGGCCAUUUGGCGCAUGACUGUGCCAAACCGUGUAAAAUCUCUCGUCUGGCGAGCUGGGAGAAAUGCCCUUCCUACACGGAUGAACUUGGUCUGUCGAAGAGUGCUUACUGAUGCGCUAUGCCCGGAAUGUAAGGUGCAGCUAGAGGACACGCAGCAUGCUCUUUGGUCCUGCCCGAUCCUACAGGAUGUGUGGAAAGUGAACUUUGGCAAGCUUGUGGCAGACACAGGCUCUACCUCCAGUUUUCUUGAAGUUCUGGAACGUGCAGCAGUAGACAAACCAUCACUGGAUUUGUUUGCUAUGACGACAGCUCGUGCAGUAAAAUGGAGGCCUCCUUCUGCGCCAUGUGUGAAGGCGAACUUUGACGGUGCUAUCUUCUCCCAAGAUGGACUAGCUGGCACCGGUGUGAUAAUUCAGAAUGAGCAAGGAUUGGUUAUGGCUGCUUUAUCACAACAAAUUCCAUCACCUACUUCGGUGGAGAUGGUGGGGGUGUUAGCGGCUCGUCAGGCUCUGGUUUUUGCUAAGGAACUUGGGUUUGACAGGAUGAUCUUGGAGAGUGACUCUGAGACGGUUAUUAAGGCUAUUCUUGGUGACUAUAUGGACUGCUCUUAUAUGGGUCAUGUACUGCAAGAUAUUAAGUUGUUGUUUUCUAGUUUUUCUUUUAUUUCAGUCAAGCAUAUUCAUAGGGAAGGGAAUUGUGUUGCCCACAAACUUGCUAGACGGGCUAUUAGAGAUCCUUUUCUUCUCUGGAUGGAGUCUGUUCCUCCAGAUAUUCUUGAUGUUUAUCAACUUGAUCUUUUAAGGAUGCAUUAA